Molecule: messenger RNA, 5225 nt
Organism: Labeo rohita (rohu)
Lineage: Eukaryota; Metazoa; Chordata; Actinopteri; Cypriniformes; Cyprinidae
Gene: hlfa
Product: HLF transcription factor, PAR bZIP family member a
Exons: 4
Coding region: 212-1138 (308 amino acids)
Biological process (GO): regulation of transcription by RNA polymerase II
Cellular component (GO): nucleus
Molecular function (GO): RNA polymerase II cis-regulatory region sequence-specific DNA binding; DNA-binding transcription factor activity, RNA polymerase II-specific
Source: RefSeq, a predicted model, not a curated record
ACGUCAGUCUUCGCACAUGGAAUUGCGAAUCAGUUGCGCUUUUGCGCUCCAGCCAGCCGAACUCACGGACGCGCGAGAACAGCCGCCGCUCAUCGGUGCUGCGCACAGGCUGAGGACUCUAUUCCGACACCCCACUGCAGAGUUUCUAUUUUUUAUAAAUUGGCUUUGUUAAUUUCGUUUUCAUCAGGAAGGCUGAUCUCUCCUUUACGCGAUGGAGAAGAUGUCUCGACCUCUUCCUAUAAGCUCAACUUUCCUACCUCCGACCCACGGCGUCCUGAAAUCCCUGCUGGAGAACCCCAUGAAGCUGCCCUUCCACCACGAUGAAGGUAAAGGCUUUGGGAAAGAAAAAGAGAAGGAGAAGAAGUUGGAAGAGGAUGGAGGCCCUCUCAACGCCCCUCAGUCCGCCUUCUUGGGCCCGACGCUGUGGGACAAGACCCUGCCGUACGACGGCGACAACUUCCAGCUGGAGUAUAUGGACUUAGAGGAGUUUCUGUUGGAGAACAAUAUUCCCGCCAACCCUGGGAGCGAGCAAACCCAGCCUUCCCAGCAGCCUCUGCAGCAGCAGCAGCAGCAGCAGCAGCAGCAACAGCCACAGCAGCCGCCCUCCGCCCCGCCCACGCCCUCGGUGGUGGAUCUCAGUAACCGGACGGCCGCGCCCGUUCACUCGGGGAUCGUGGGCCAGAACUGCCUUCAGAGUUCCAACAGAGCAGGUCACCCUUCACGUGACACACCCAGUCCCAUAGAUCCAGACACCAUCCAGGUUCCAGUCAGGUACGAGCCUGACCCCGCCGACCUCGCCCUCUCCAGCGUCCCGGGACAGGAAAUCUUCGACCCACGCAAGCGCAAAUUCUCAGCAGAGGAGCUGAAGCCACAGCCCAUGAUUAAGAAGGCACGCAAGGUCUUCAUUCCAGAAGACUUGAAGGACGACAGAUACUGGGCACGGCGCAGAAAGAACAACAUCGCGGCCAAACGCUCCCGGGACGCUCGCCGGCUGAAAGAGAACCAGAUCGCCAUCCGCGCGGGAUUCCUGGAGAAAGAGAACGCGGCACUCAGACAGGAAGUGGCUGACCUGCGGAAGGAACUCGGCCGCUGUAAGAACGUUCUGGCCAAAUACGAGGCGCGACACGGCCCUCUGUGAGCCCCUCCCACUCCAUACAAACCCCGCCCACCUCCACAAACGCCCCACCCACCACCACCAACCCAAGGACUCCCGCACCCCUGGGACUUCUGCACGCCUCUUUAAAAGGCGGCAAAUUCUCCUCUCCUUUUUUCACGUUUCUCUUUUCACUUUUCUCUUUACAAACCAUGGAAUGCGUUUGUAUUUCAUUCGUGUCUUUUUUUCUCUUCUGUAGUUUCACACGUUCACUUCUCUCUCUUUCCUUUUAUUUGUUCGCUCGUCUGUUUAUUCCUUCACCAACGAUGGAUCGUUUGUCUGGAAAUGGUUUUCUCUGGAGUGUUUUAUACACCUGUAACACGGACUGAUAAAUGUUUUCCUCGCCGCUCACCCUCCCGUCUGUCAGUCAUCCGCUCGGUCCACCCCCCUCUUCCCAGAGGCUCCGCCCGCUUCCUGUUGCUCGAGCUUCUUUUUGUGUAUAUUUAUGUAUUUUAGUUGAAUAACUGUAGCGCACCGACACCUUUCGUUCUGUGAAGUGUGUAUAACACUAGCUAGCAUCAGAACAUGAUGUUUGUUUUGUUCUUUUCCUAUUCUGUUUUAUCUGUUUUGUUUCAUCAUUACUUUUAAACCAACACCAGCGUAGUUUAUUUUUUGCGUUUUUCUUGCAUUGUCCAUGGAGCAAUAAGCCUGAAUCUCUUCGGAGGGCAAAACACAUAUAAUGUAAGCUAGAUUCUCUUAGUCUAAAGUUUCUGCAAAGCCUGUUUCAUAGCACCAUCAUUUCUGCUGUAGUGCGGAAACUUUCCCUCCAAAACUUUCCCUCCAAAAACGCUGAAUCCAUAUUUGUCUGUCGUUCUCUCUCGCUCUAACUCCCUGCACUAAUGCGUGUUUCACAAUCUGAUCUGGUGCAAUGUUUCUACCUACAACUAUAAUCUGCCUGAUAUAUUUAUGGACUUUUUUUUUUUUUUUUUUUUUUUUUGAAUGGAAGAAUUUUUUUUUUUUUCAAAAAUAUUCAGCUGUUAAUUACUACUAUUGUUAUAGCUGUUCUUAUUGUUAUGGCUGUAUAGUAAUUUUUCCUGAACGUUUAUUGUUUUAUUGGAUAUUUCAGCAUGACUAUUGUUUCAGAGUUGCGGCCUAAAUCUAAUUGUAAAUGUUUUUUUUUUCUUUUCUUUCCUUUUUUUCUUUUUUAGGAUGGAUGAUUAUUCUAUCCUCUUUAUUUUUAUUAUUAUAAUUUUUUUUUUUUUUUUUUUUUUUUUUUUUUUUUACCCAGAGCAUGUUUCAGAAUUUUCUUUUUUUUUUUAAAGUCAGUACAAACAGAUAUUUGUAGUGAUUUAUUUUCUUUCUUUUUGUUCUGUAGCUUCGCGUGUCUGUUGGCUGUAUGACUGUAAUGAAUGUGUUUUAAGAGGUUCUGAGGCGUUCAUUGAGCAGGACGGUGUUGUCUCAAAUACUGUGGUUGAAACCCAAUCAGUUUGUUUACUGCAGACCAAAAGAUACAGCACACAGAUUUAUUGAUAAAACAGAGUUUUAAUGUUUAUAUAUAUAUAUAUAUAUGAAAUCUAUUCUAAGUUGCUUUUUGUACAGUAUUUUUUCCUAUAUAAUACUGUCUGAAUAUUUUCAAGGCACAACAAAUCCAGAGUAGUGCAAGAGAAAUAUAUGAUAGCAUACAUAUAUAUAUCUAUUAUUAUUCAGAGCUAAGUGACAUAGUGUUUUGAUAUAUUAUGAAGUAUAUAACAGGGAGUAAAUGCGAAACCCGUGAUCAUGUCCUCUAUUUUGGGCAUUAAAAACCUUCUGCACCCUUGUAUUCAAAUAGCCUUUAGUAUUCUGUCUCAGGGAAUGCUAGCAGCCGGACCUCAAACCAUAACUCGUAAUAAAGAUUAAAUAUAUAUAUAUAAAUGCAAUAUAUAUAUAUAUUGCUGUGUUCUGUGCAUCAGUAGUUUUUUCCUAUAGGAAGGAGCUGCAAUUCCUCAGUCUAACUCUCACUCUUGAUGCUGUGUAAUGAGUUUCAUUACAGAGCAUUUUACAGUAUUGCUAUUGGUUCUUUGAAUGGAAAUCUAAAGGCUAUGCUUUUUUUAGUCUAUAUAAUUGAGUCUUUUUCACAGCAGAGUGUUGAUAUUGAAUGUUUAGUGCGGCAGCUCAGAGAGUUUUUGCUCGGUUGAAUGUUAAAAAGUCUUGUUGAUGGAGUCACUGGGUUUGAUUGAGGUUUUGUAAAAGUUUUUUCUGGUCUGAGAUCAGUUUUUUUUUUUCUCUUUUUUUCUAUUAGAAGUUACAGGGUUUAAAAGCCGGGAUGGCUGAUCUCAGGUCAGAAGUUGCGUUUGAUGCGCUGGUGACUUCAUUGUUGACAGUAAAAGUCCCCGUCUGCCCCAAUUCAGGCCAAAGUUGAGAUGUGCACAGAUUUGUAUUACUGAGGAUUGAUGGGGCAGAAAUGAUGCUGUUUUUUUUUAUUGUUUCUUUUAAUUUCCCUUGAUUUUCUCCCCCUCAUGUCUGUUUGUUUGUGGUGUAAAUGCAGAUGUGAGACGCGUGUACAAAGCCCUGUGUAGACUGUUUCUAUCUGUACAAAACUGAAAUAAAUCCAGGAUUAAGCCAAACCGUUUCUCGUGAAUAAUGACCCCCGAAAACACAUCCCUGAGGGCGUGAGGAAGACCCAGCCUAGUUUUCAGCAUUUCACCAAUGUGUUCCUCUCCUUGUGGAAAUGGGAAAUGAUUAAAGGUUAAGUAGGUUUUAGUCUUAGGCCACCAUUUAUGCUUCCUUCAGGUGCUAUCAAAAUGAUCGUAAAUAUGGACAAAUUGGACAUGAACUGCCUCUCAAGUUGCAUUCAUGACUGAGAAACAUAAUUUGUGCGAAUAAUAAACUUUAAACAUGGCGGCGGAUAGAACUGCUUAGUGACUGUUGUUAAAUUUCGCGGGCAUGAAAUGUCUGACUAUUAUCAGUAUGUAAGGCACUGCUAACACAAUAAUCACUUUAAACCCUAGGUUUAUGUUUGUCAGCGCGUUCAAUUUAUGUAAUAAAAACGAACUCCCGAUAUCGGAAUGACUGGAUUUUGCCCGCGAAUUUUCGCCGAGUAACGGUAAAUGUGAGCGAAUUGCCGUUACAGCCACGUGCUGUAUAUUAAAGUCUAACAAACUGAUGUAUACAGCAUGUAUUUUACACAGCGAAAGCUUCAAUUUAAUUGAAAUUUAAUUUAAUUUCUUUGAAAUUUAAGUCAAGCAAACUCUAAAUCUAGAUAGUUUAGCCGGGAUUUUUUUAAUGGCUGUAAACGAACGGGACACUAGGCUACAUUUUAUUCAAAAUACUUUGGAUAUUGAUUCAAUAAUUAAAUCUCUAAUACAUUUUGUCUUUAUAUGGUUUUCUCAAGUAAUACGCGAUAACAAACCCGGUGUCCUCCGUGAUUUCUAUUCUCUCCGACAUCAAAACAGUUGAACGCGACGAAUUCGUUAUUAACGAACUUCAAAUGAGGAAUUUCCGGCCAGCAAGUGAAGGCAAGAUUAGCUCAGAAACAACUCACUUUAGACUGUUUGGCAACAGAUUACAUGAGCAGAUCAUCUUAUAUUCACAUAUGUCUACCGUUUAAAAGUAAUUCUAAAGGCCAUAUUAUCAUAAAUUCAUAUUUGCAGUAUUCCCCGUUUUUCACGAAAGGACACAGUGAGAUUGUGUGAAACGGGUUGGCGUCUCCCCUUGGUAAAAUUCACUACCUCAGUCCUGAAAGGAACCUAUAACCAUAUAUUGAACCUGUUUAGUCCAGUGCCUUGAAUUAACUUACCACAGACAAUUCCACACACAUUUUAAGACUUAAAUUUACUUGGACCGGAUCGGACCUGCACGAAAAGGGCUCCCGCGCUGCUCCAAAUUUGACUGACCCCAAAAUCCCACCCUUUAUUCGACACAUUCUCACACCCAGAAUUCACACGGCUCGUCUUGAAAAGACGGGAACCGCCGUAUUGAAGGCAACACCUGCAGACAGACAGUCUAUGAGAGAGACUCACAGCUGGAGAUGUUUGAUCUUGUGUGUCACGUAAAUGGAAGCAGAAAACUGAACCUUUACUCUCUGCUGCCACCUUUUGACUCCUUAUUUCUCUGUACAUUUAGUGUCCAAUAAAGUCUAAAGUUUUUCUCUGAA